This is a messenger RNA of Hyla sarda, 9033 nucleotides long. Its product is annotated as sorbin and SH3 domain-containing protein 1-like. Gene Ontology annotation, biological process: cell-substrate adhesion. Bases 415 to 5013 code for a protein of 1532 amino acids. Gene Ontology annotation, molecular function: protein binding. Gene Ontology annotation, cellular component: cytoplasm; nucleus; cell-substrate junction. NCBI's taxonomy places the organism in Eukaryota, Metazoa, Chordata, Amphibia, Anura, Hylidae. The transcript has 35 exons. The record is from RefSeq and is a predicted model, not a curated record.
CGGAGGACACUGAUGGCUUCAAUGAAGUCAGAGCUGAGCUACAACAGCAGAAUAAUACAGCAGCAUGUUGUGUGCUCCCAGCAAGGACACUGCAUUAUACACAAGGCUGCACUGACACAGAUUGUUUAUGGACUUCGUUCUCUGCGUGUUUUUAUUCUCUUGCUGUAAGUUUCUUUGGUAACACACUGGCAACACUGAGACACCUGUUUCCUGAAAUCCUACUAUGGCUGCACAAGUAAGGGUUCAGUGAUGUAAUGAAUGUGUUUUGGGAAAGAAGAUUAGAAAAGUUUAUGGAGUGUUAAGACGCAAGAAGCAAAACAUGUUGUGGAUUUGCCACUAAAGAUUUUCCAAUGGAUUCUGAAAAUAAAUAAAAAGAAGCAAUCACUGAGUCAGAAUAUUUGUAUAUCUCGCAGCAUGAGUUCUGAUAAUGAAGUUAGCAUAUCCAACAACGUGGUCAACGGAAUAACAUCGAACUGCAACAUGCAAGAUAAAGCAGAUGACUCUCUAACUACACGUUCGUGCUCUGCUAUCACAAUCAUUCCUGUGAAGGCAGUACAACAUUUUCCUGAUCUUGUGCCAACUCCAGAAGUGGAUCCCUCUAAAGUAUGUGCAGGAAAGGGAGCGGUGACCCUCCGAGCGGUCACACCACAAGGGGACAGCCAGAAAAGUAGAUCCACAUUGGAUAUUGAGCUUUCACCAAGUGAACUGCCGACAGAAAAAGAGCCAGAUGACAGGCCUCCAUCAGUAGCGGAGUCUAAUGGGGAUUCUCAGUCCUCUUCACUGGCUGCCAAAGGAUUUCGGAGUGUGCGUCCUAAUCUCCCAUCUGAAUACAAGCAGCAGGAUGGCACUUCAGUCACAGCUCAGCCUGAGGUUAUAGUAGUUCCACUCAUCCAGGUUAAAGUUGAAAGAGAGCAAGAAUCCACUUCAAGCACUCCACCGCCACCUCUUGUACCCGCUGGCAAACUCUCAGCCUCCCCAGAACUUGUCACCUCUAACUUGGCUUUUCCGACACUUGACGAUUUUAUUCCCCCUCAUCUGCAAAAGGGAUCAAAUCAUAGCUCUCCCAAUUUUUCUGUAUCAAACAGUCUACAAUCUUGCUCUCCGCCUCCUCCUUCACUGGUUCCACCGGUAACGGAGGACUCACACAGAGUCUCGGAACUUGAUAACAGUGGAGCCAUCUUACACACAGAGCCCUUGGUAGAUGACUUUGCUGUUCCGAGCUUAAGCAACGAUAAACCUUUAUCUUUUGCGCCCAUCAGUAAACCUUCUGUGUAUCCGUCUACUACCACUGUAAACCCAACUAUAGUACUUUUGCAGCAUAAUAGAGAGCAGCAAAAACGGCUUAGUAGCUUGCCAGAUCCUGCACUAGACGGCUCUCCCAAUGAGAAAGCAGAGCCAGUGACGGUCCAGGAGAGAAAGCAUCCGGAUAAUCCCCCAGUGCAGAGAAAGUCAGUAGAUAUUACAAGAAAAGAGGUCUACGCACCUUAUUACACAGCAGAAAUGUCAGCAGAUGAAAUUGGCAUCCCGCUGCGGAACACAGAAAGAUCGAAAGACUGGUACAAGACCAUGUUCAAGCAGAUCCACCGGCUUAACAGAGAUGAUGAUUCUGAUUCUUAUCCAAGUUAUGGGCGGCACUCGUAUAUAGAAGAUGGAAAAUCUCAGGCUUCAGUACCUCGUUCCAAGAGUGAGAUGGACAACAUAGACAUAGACAAAAAUGUCCGCAGAUCCGUUACAUUACCUCUACCAACCCGCUCCUCUUCACUUAAGCCAGGGCAUGAAAGGAAUGAUUGGGAUCCCCCAGACAAGAAGGUCGACACCAGAAAAUACAGAGCGGAGCCAAGAAGCAUUCAUGAGUACCAGCCUGGGAAAUCCUCUGCCCUCGUCAAUGAGAAGAUGACUCGGGAUAAAAGUCCAGAAGAGAUAGAUUUAAAGAAUGAACCUUGGUAUAAAUUCUUUUCGGAAUUGGAAUUUGGGAAACCGCCUCCAAAAAAGAUUUGGGAUUAUACUCCGGGGGAUUGCUCUAUCCUUAAAGUAGAGGAUAGGAAGACUGAGCUAGAGAAAGACCUCUAUCAGUACGAGUCUGAGUUAGAUGCAGAUUUAGAGAGAAUGGACAAGUGUUAUAAAGAUUCCAAUAAAAUGAAUGCAGCUGUGAGCCGCCCGGACGACCUUCCAUCCUACUCGCAUACACCUAACUACAACUACAACCGCACCAAGGAGACUUCCCCGGAGCCUCCGCUCUCCGAGAAUGAAAGGCAGAUCUACAAAAAUGUUUUAGAAGGAGGAGAUAUUCCAUUCCAGGGCCUGAGCAGCCUGAAUAGACGCCCCUCCAGCUCUGCCUCCAAUAAAGGUGGGAAUGCUCCUGUAUUUUCUCAUUCCUCAUUAAACAGACGAACAUGUACUGGUAGUAAUUCUCUAGGCAACUUGUAUAAACAGAAGUCAUCUUUGUCAGCUGCAAAAGCUUGCAUAGGUGAAAUUCUGCCAUCCAGAUUCAAACCUGCUGCUGUCCAGGACCCAUACCAGCACAAACAGGGUGCCUCUCUGUCCCAGCAGAAAGCACAGAGCUACGAGGACUUGCUUGACCCAUUGACAUUGUUUGAAAACAAAAAAACAUGCAUAAUGCAAGCUGGUGGAAGUGUGGAAAAUAUACUGAGGAAAUCCUACAAGGAGUAUAAGGUAAAAUCGGGCAGCGCCAUGAGCCUGCAGGAGUACACCAUGAACUCUGCAAAAUGUUCGUUGACAUCCAAUCUUAGGACAGGUGGCACAGAGUUCAACAUGAUGUACAGAGAUAUGCACUAUAUAAACCGAUCUACGCUACAAAAUGCAUUGUCUUGCUCCAACGUCAGAGAUAUUGCUAACCAUUUUGAGAAGGAAAGAAAGCAUGGAGCCUUUCUUAAAUUUGGAACUGAUGGCUCUGAAAAUGUCCCUAAGCACACAGUGUCUUCACGUGUAACAGCCUUUGAGCAACUGAUACAAAGGUCCCGGUCAAUGCCUUCUUUAGAACUAUCCAAUGGACAAAGUGUCUCCCCUACUCCAUCACAGUCAAGAACAGGAAUGGUGGCUGCAAGCUCUGCCGAGUCUCUACUGGAAAGUUCAAUGAAGAAAAAUGAAGAUACAAAUAAUCAGCUACCUCUUCACAAGACCUCAACCCCUAGUACUAGUAAUGUAGAAGAGAUGAGUUCUGACCUCAGUGACAUUGCUUUAGUUGAUACUCUUUCUGUCUGCACGGAUGAGACUGACCAUCUUUCUAACACUUCCAAUGACAGUUGCAACAGUGUCAUUAAACCAUCCCAAAAAUACAAGAUGAACACCUGCAAGAGUUCCUGCCCUGCUUCCUACACAAGGUUUACUACUAUUAGGAGGCAUGAACAGAAAAUGGCCAAGAACUCAAAAUCCACUACACAUCCCAACCAGCAGGUUUUUCAGAGGAAUGUAUAUUUAAUAAGCCCACUACCUUUCAAAUUAAAAAAGCCACUACAGGACAGUUCAAAAAAAUCUUCAGAUACCUCAGUAAAAAAUUGUGACGUUCCUGAGCCGUCAAGAGAAAGCCAUGUAAAUCACCUACUUAAGCACUCAGAAGUUGUUGAAGAGAAGCCUUAUCUUCCUACACGACAGUCGUCAUUUGACAUUGUGGAAAGACUGAGCAGUCUAAACCUUAACAAUUUUGAUCAUGAUAAUGCUAACCUAGAAAAUGAUUGUGUUAACUCUCUAAAUAAUGGAGAUAUUGUCUCAUUUCCUUUAUGUUACGAUUUGGAUUCAAACAACAAUCAGCCGAGUGAUGGUGGAGCAGGCACUGGAGAUUCAGACUCUCCAAGACAUUUCACACCACUCGAAUACAUGGAUCACCCCGAAGAAUAUGCGCGCCGGCGUCAUGAGAGCAAAGAGAAACUUAUAGAGGAUCAGCGAAGACUAAAGCGUGAGCAAGAAGAAGCUGAUAUUGCUGCUAGGAGGCACACUGGGAUUAUCCCAUCUCAUCACCAGUUUAUCACUAAUGAACGAUUUGGAGACCUCCUUAAUGUAGACGAUUCAGCAAAGAGGAGAUCUCGGUCUGAGAUGACACAAGCAAGAGCAAAGUUUGACUUCAAAGCACAGUCUCUGAAGGAGUUGCCACUUCAGAAGGGUGACAUAGUUUAUAUUUACAAGCAGAUAGAUCAGAACUGGUUUGAAGGAGAGCAUCACGGGAGGUCAGGAAUCUUCCCUAUUUCUUACAUUGAGAUACUGCCACAAACAGAGAAAGCACAGGCACCGAAGCCUGCACCAGUACAAGUUCUGGAAUAUGGAGAAGCUGUGGCCAAGUUCAACUUUAAUGGAGAUACUGCAGUAGAAAUGUCAUUUAAAAAGGGAGAAAGGAUAACACUGAUUCGUAGAGUAGAUGAAAAUUGGUAUGAAGGAAAGAUAUCUGGCACCAACCGUCAAGGUAUAUUUCCGGUGACCUACGUAGAUGUUCUCAAGAGGCCACGUGUAAAAAAUGCACCAGAUUAUAUGGAUCUGCCAUUUACAUAUUCCCCAAAUAGAAGCACCAGUGCCUCCCCACAGACCACAGACACAAUGCCACUCUCUUCAUCUGUCUAUCCUUCUGCACUGUCCUGUCCUGUCACAAAUCAGCCACCUCCCAGGCUUAAAGGCAGGGUCAGUGUAUCACAGGAAGCUGUCUGCAAUGAGAUAAUAAGCAUUGCAGAGAAAUCAGUCCGUUACUGCAGUACUGUCUCUCACCCCUUUGACUAUCGACACAAAGUGUCUUCCUAUGACAAUAAACAAUGUUUAAUCAUUUCUCAGCAACCUCAGGCACAGACGAGAAGAGACAGCUUAGAGAGGAGCCAGACGCCGCAAGAUGCGUUUGCCUAUCAGGCUUUGUACAGUUACAUACCACAAAAUGAGGAUGAGUUGGAGCUCAGAGAAGGAGACGUUGUUGAUGUUAUGGAGAAGUGUGAUGAUGGAUGGUUUGUAGGUACAUCAAGAAGAACAAAGCUGUUUGGCACGUUUCCUGGCAACUAUGUCAAAUUGGUGUUUUACUAAAAAUACAUUAUUCUGAAGCUACUUGGUAUUGCGCCAUUGCUGAAUGUAUUAGCUAUGUGGUUUUACACAAAGAGGUUUACAUAUGGCAGUACUGUCUGAAAAGUACUGCUCGUAAUUUCUAACAAAAGGCAAUGAAGAGUCCGUCAGCCAUUGAUAGGAAAAUUGUCUAUGGUUCUUUUACUACAAUAGAGAAUCUAUCACUUGAAAUACUGAAAGUGUACCUGUCUCCUACAUGUAGCGCUGGCAGCCAUUUUGUAAAGAGAAAUGAUGUUUUAUUUCUAGUUCCAGUAAAUCAAUAUAUAGGUCAGGCUCAGUCUACAAAAUGGCUGCAUUGGAUACACAAGGUGACUAAUUUUUUUUUUAUAUGCAAGUGUAACCACUUCUAAUAAAAUAUUUUGUGUAAUAUAUUCUUUUUAUGAUCACACUUGUAUAUUAUGAGAUCUGCUAUAUCACUGAGGGUGCAUUUGCACUAUGCUUGCAGUUUACGUCUGGUGUACGUGCUGGGAAAGCUCCCGGCAUAUAUAUCAAUAGUAUCGAUAGACCCCAUUCACUCGAUGGAGGCCAAAUGAGUGUCCUUUGGCUUCCACCAAUCUCCUUUAUAUUGCUAUACUGUUUUUAUUUACCGUACAGAGUAGUCGACUAAGACACACAUCUCACUGCUGCAGGAUGGGUAGUUCAGCCCGAGCUGUUUUAUCAUUGGACUUCUAUUAUGAAUACAGAAAUUGUUGUAAGAGAAUGGUCAGUAUUCCCUCUUCUGUCAGACUGCAAUGGACAUUUUAGUUCUAUUCAGCUUUUGCAAUGAUUAUUAUGGCCUACAAACAAAAUGGCUAAAAUCAGUGAAACUGAAAAUCAUAUAGAAACUCCAUUUACAGCAAAUAAAGCGAUCAGCUCUACAAUGUAAGUUGCUAAAUGCAUUUUUACCAUUAUGUAGAUGGGUAUAUGCAAUGAGGAAAGUAAAAUCUGGAAUACCACAAUAACACUUUACCUAACGGGUCCCUGUACUUUUAGUCUAGUUGCUAAAUGUAAAUUAUUUUAGUUCUUGAAUGUUAAUUAUUCUAGAAUGUAAUUAGUCUUGAAUAUUGUUUACAACUCCAAAAGUAUUUCUAGUUUAAUCCUAGUAGAUAGACAAUGGAAACAAAAUAAAUUUACCUCCCUUGCUCCCGCUGCCAUUCUCUCGAAGGCAUACCUGUUGCACAGUGCUUGCUGUGCUUGGGAUCGGCACGUGCACUGCCUGCUCAGCCAGUCAGCGGCCAAGUUGGUAAUGCAGGCGUCAACCCCAAACACAGAAAGCACAUUGGAUUGGUUCCGGAAGGAGCGAGGAGGAUAAGCUUAAGGUUUUUUGUUUUUUUUUAAGUUUACCAACAAUGUUUCUAACAACCUUGAUAGAAGCAAAAGAUAGAAGCAUGUAAGUAACAGACGGACCAUAUUAACCUUCAAGCACCUGUAUACAUAAGAUGGGUUCAGGCUAUGAACCCAACAGGCCUGCUGAAUAUAUGGUUGGUCAUGUUGGAUUUUCUCGACCAUUAGUCUGCAAUAGUAUGUGUGAUUGUUACUAGACCCUGUCUGAUCUAUUUUAUUUAAACCUUUGCAUCUAUAGUCACUUUGUGCAUUUGGGCAGUGAAGUCUCACAUAUUUUAAGGAAGAUCUGAAAAACAUCACCUAAAGAAUCCCUGUGUCAUGCACCGCCCCUCAAAUUUAGAUCCAAUUUAGAUUACAGGGCUCUUUAAAGGCAUAUGAGUAGUAUGAGAAAGAGAAUAUGUGUAGAAUGACAGGCAUUUGGUGUAUAGAUCUUCCGCUGCUGAUAUUCUAGUCACUUAACAUGCACUCAUCUGUCUCUCUUCUAGGUAGUCAUCUUUGUCUAGCUAGGUGGAAAGCAAGUAUAUUACAUCUGAACACAUACAUACAUGCAGGACAUGAUCUAGGGGUGUACACCACAUCUGCAUUCAAUGAACCCAAACCAGAAACUCAAUAUUUUGCCAUCACUUUUUCUAAAUUGGUAAUUUACCACUAACAUCUAAAUAUUAUGGAACAAAAUUGCCCAUCCAGUGCAGCUACCUAUGGCUGUCUCCUUUUCCAUUGUAUAGAUGGACAGUUUGUAGCUUUAAGUAUAUUGAGAAGAAUGUAGCCUAUUAAACAAUUGAGGUAUGAGGCAUCAAAGUAUGUUAUAUGUUUUGACCUAACACUGGUUGCCUCUAUGACCGGUAGAUACCAGGUACACUUUCAGUAUGACUGUUCUUUGUACUAGGUUGAUCUUUAGAAUGUGAACCUUAUCAUAUCUUGAUAUUUUUUCAGUGACUUUUGGUCAUGCCCUAUUUAGGGGGAAAAUUCCCCUUUCCUUGGUAAAUCCUUAAAUAUAUAACACAAAGACUUUGAAUGAAUCUGAGACUGUAAAUGUGUAUUAGAAGGUAUUUCUCCUAGGAUAAGAGGAUCGUAUCCUGAAGCGUUUGGGUAAAUGAACGGUCUUUAAGUUAUAUGUUCACAAUCCUUUUCAGUUUACAAUUAUAAACCAUCUACAGAAAAAUGUCAUACAUCGUAACACUUCUCAUCUUCUGGAUUUGAAUUCAGCCUAAACUAUGCUCCAGAGCUGUAUUUACAAUUCUGCAAUUUCAGAGCUAAACUCUUGCCCCAUUCUCGGCUGGCUCAAUAUCAUCAUUGAAGUUGUUUCAGUACUUUACAAUAUAAUAAGUGUUGUCUUUACAGCCGGCUCAAUACAGUAAUCCCAUGUAGAAAAAGUCAUCCUAAUCAAAACUCAAUAAGAUGUUAUGGCGGGGGCUUUUAGCAAUGUUAUCGGCUGUUUCCAAUACAACCGGCAGAACUGUGAGUGCGGCUGUGGGCUAUAAUAUGGGCUGUAACUCAGGAUUAGUGGGCGUUAAGUAAUACAAUGUGGGAUAUCCAUUGGAGCCUUUUUCUCUGCUUCCUACAUAUUGUACUAUGCAGUGUGUAAUAGAGCAGAGUAUCUAAAAUAUAUAUCACAUGACCAGUUUUGUUUUAGAAAGUUAGGAAAAGCCAAUUCGCUCUGCCAAGUUGGCUUUUAUGGCCCUAUAACCUACUGUACACACAUUUAAAAUGUUUAUCGAAAAACGUGAAACUAUACUGUAAGUUUGCACCUUGCAGUUAAAACCAGAUUUAGAAUGUUCUUUUGUCAUAAUAAGGUAUAUUUAAUACUGCAAGAUGACUAUUUUUUGCUGGCGCUUUUCUACCGAUUUAUUAACAAAGCUACGUUGGCAUGACUAGCAAUAUGUUUUGAUAAAUAUACAUAACUAUAUAUAUAUAAAUAUAUAUAAUCUGUGUUCCUAGUACUAAAGAUUAUUUUUUUUGCCAUGUUACGUACACAUUGAAAUGGUUUCUAAGAGGUUAGUGACUGUAAAUAUGUAUAUUUGACUUUGUAAAGAACAUGUACGUUAUCUUGUAUAGAAACAAAAAAAAUUAAUUUAAGUAAAUUGACUGAAGAGGAAAAAUUCAGCAGCUGGGACGAAUGGAGAUGCUAGUUUUUUAAAGUUUAAUUUAAAUGAAGGAGAUUUGUUAUAACUUCACUGAAUGAGCCUGAUGCAUGACAGCUAGGGCAGACAAAAAGGGAAGCGGUUGUCUAUAGGAACCAAUCAGAUCACUGCUGUCCUUUUCCAACAAAUGAGAUCUGCGAUUUGAUUGGUUGGUACCAGCCACAUCUUGCUCUGCACUAGAUUUUAUGCAUGGGGCCCAGUUUGUUUAGCACAAAAUAUCUAUAACAUGAUUAAAACAAGACACUGACCACCUUUUAAGAAAAAAACUAUUCAUUGUUUUAUUAAUAUUUUAAUCCUGCAAAUGCAUUUAAGCCACAGUAUUUAGAACUAUGUUAAGAAUUGGGAACCACACAGUAACAAUGUGUAAGGUAUUAACUAUUGGACUCUAUAGACGAGAACACGUAAUACAUCAUUAUAGAAUGACCACUUUGCUCCUCACUUUAACAUAAAGUUAUGUUGUGUUGUUUUCAUAUUGCAGUGCAUUAUAUUUUGAAUCAUAAUAAAAGAAAGCAUUCAGUAA